Zasmidium cellare ATCC 36951 is the source of this 888-nucleotide messenger RNA. RefSeq lists its product as uncharacterized. NCBI's taxonomy places the organism in Eukaryota, Fungi, Ascomycota, Dothideomycetes, Mycosphaerellales, Mycosphaerellaceae. Gene Ontology annotation, molecular function: protein binding. The record is from RefSeq and is a predicted model, not a curated record. Bases 1 to 888 code for a protein of 295 amino acids. The transcript has 2 exons.
AUGGACCUACCAAUCCACACCCUCCCGCUGCAAGACGAACAAUCCGCCGCCUCGCGCGUCUUCAACAUUCCCGAACUCCUCGAAACGAUCCUCCUCAACCUCAGCAUCAAAGACCUCCUCCUCAGCCAGCGCACGAGCCGGAGCUUCCGCUAUACCGUCGCAGGGAGCAUUCGCCUGCGUCGCAAACUGUUCUUCGAGCCGGAUUGGAAUCUCGAAGGGAGAUUGUUCGAUGCGUAUGCGAGUCACAACCGGCCAGGUCGCAAGCCUGAGAAUAAUCGCCUGCUUUUGCGAGCGUUUCCUGGGUGCUAUCCAACCAUUACUCUGGUGAUCGUCAGCGACGGGGCGUCGUCUGAAGGCGGCUUGACGCAGAGUACACUCUCCGGAGGCAUCGCGCGCCACGGUAGCGAACAAUGGAGCUGGGAUGUUUGCAUCUCAUUCCCAGCCGAUAAGAAGCCCAACUGCUCGCCCGCAGUCGACUACCCCGAAGCCAGCUGGCGCAAGAUGUUCCUCUCCCAACCGCCCUGCCAGAGCCUCUACCUCGUCCGCCGAUGGCAGCGGAGUAAGAAGCCUGCGAUGGUAAGAGAGGCCGGCAUCACAAUGGGUGAUUUCUUCACCGAGGCGACGCAAGAGCAGCCGUCGUAUGAUGAUUGGAAAUGGCAUCAGAGCUAUAUCAGCUCGGAUGCGGAUUGGCAUUUCGAGGGCAAUAUCAAGUGCAGCUCCGUGGAAGAAUCGUCUGCUUCGGGGAGCGCUGGCUCUGCGGAUGCGCAGUUGCUGAACGAGUAUUCGUAUUCGAAGACGCUGCUGAAUGGCAGAGUAAGAGCUUUGAGUGAUGAGUGGGAUCCGGGACAUGCGGUAGAGUUUGGAGCGGCGGCUAGAGCCCGGACGUGA